UGAAUAAAAAAGAAAUAGUAGCUUGAAAAUAUCCCAUCUGGUCGGUAAUGAGUCUGAUGAAUUAAAUUAUGAGCAAUAGCAAAGGCCCUGUAGCAACAAAGCAUGGGCAAGGUUGAGGGAGCCAAACAAGUGUUGACGCAUGUUUAAGCUGAAUUGGGGGAUAGAUAUAUAGAUGAUGCCAUUUCUGUCGUAUGUAGAACCAAUUCGUGGCCGUUCAAUUACAAUAACUCAGCAAGUGCGACAUGGGUCCUAAUCUCCAACUUGUAUUUUUUUCUAAUGCAAAAAAUGUUGCUACUCUGCUUAGUGUAUAAAAAUGAGUGACCCCUUGUUUGAUUUUUGUGCUGUGUGCUGUGUCCGUGUCGCAAUUCAGGACUCUCUUUCUGUCUUCCAGUCUUUUCCUUCUUAGUUUUGCACUUUUCAUUCCCUUCAACUUCAACCCCUUGCUUCUUUUCAUUCCUUUUGUCUCUCUCAACUCAAACAACAUGUUACUAAGAACUUCCACCGUACCAAUUCCAAGCUCAUGGCUUCCCCAUUCCAAAGAAUCCCUUCCUAGAACACUUUCAACUCCUCUAAAAAACUUGCUUCACACAGACCCUCAUAAUCAUACCCCAUCAAAGCCUCCGAAGAAACCUUGCAUGUCACCAAUUAAAGUCCUUGAGAACCAUCGGAGCAUCAAGAUGAAAGAAAGUGAUGAUGAACUGUUUUCAAGUUCUGGUUUAGAUAAUAAGCUUGAAGGUAGCAGCAGGUUGCAGACUUUAGUGAUGGGUGGUGGGAUGGGGAGUGGUGGUGUCAGGGUUUGUGGUGGAAGAGGCUCACAUGGUAGGGAUGGGACAGAUGCUUAUUACCAGAACAUGAUUCAAGCAAACCCCAAUAAUGCUCUUUUGCUUGGAAAUUAUGCUAAGUUUUUGAAGGAGGUUCGUGGAGAUUAUCCUAAAGCAGAGCAGUAUCUUGAAAGAGCUAUUUUGGCUGAUCCUGGCGAUGCUAAUGUUUUGUCCCUCUACGCGGAUUUAAUAUGGCAAACAGAGAAGAAUGCUGAUCGAGCUGAGGGCUAUUUUGAUCAAGCUAUUAAAAGUGCCCCGGAUGAUUGCUAUGUGAUGGCUUCUUAUGCAAGAUUCCUCUGGGAUGUUGAAGAAGAUGAAGAUAAGGACUGUCAACAUAAGACUGAUCACGGCCAUGCAUAUCCACCUGAUCUUUUUCAAGAAACCAAAGGCAGCCCUCAUGUUACUGCAGCCUUUCAAUCCUACGUAUCUGAGUGAACUUGGAUAUAUAUCUUACAAGACAAAUGAACCAUAAUAGUCUCAAUUCUCAAACAAUAAUGCUUGCCAGUUUUUCACCUCUUGGAAGUGGCUACUAUAUAGGGUUGAGUAAAGUAGAGAUGACUAUCUAGCUGUAAAUAGCUUAUGCCAUAAAUAAGAGAAACCUGUAUGUAUUAUGUUUGUUGUAUACCAGUGGGGCUUCGAAUGCUGUAUGAGAACAUGAAAUUUUGGUAGAAAUUAUAAGGAAUAGACAACAGCCCUUUUAAUCUUCUA
Glycine soja is the source of this 1529-nucleotide messenger RNA. RefSeq lists its product as uncharacterized. The record is from RefSeq and is a predicted model, not a curated record. The coding region runs from base 483 to 1256 and encodes 257 amino acids. NCBI's taxonomy places the organism in Eukaryota, Viridiplantae, Streptophyta, Magnoliopsida, Fabales, Fabaceae. The transcript has 3 exons. Gene Ontology annotation, molecular function: protein binding.